UUCCAUACAGGAAUAGGAUAUCAUUUUGUUGCGACACCAGUACAACUUAUAGAACAUAUUUGAUAAAAUGAUGAACGGCUUAGCAAACAGUAAUGACGACACUAUUGAGUGCCCAUUGUGUAUGGAACCGCUAGAGGUUGAUGAUUUGACUUUUUUCCCAUGCACGUGUGGAUACCAAAUUUGUAGAUUCUGUUGGCACAGAAUUCGUACAGACGAAAACAAACUGUGUCCAGCAUGUCGAAAAGAAUACCCAGAAAAUCCUGCGGAUUUUAAACCGCUUACUCAAGAGGAAAUGAUUGCAUUCAAAUCUCAAAAGCGUCAAAGAGAUCAACAACGAAAACAAAAAAUAACUGAAAACCGGAAACACCUAGCUAAUGUUCGUGUGGUUCAAAAAAAUUUGGUAUUUGUUGUUGGGUUGCCGCCUCGACUAGCUGACGCUGACAUUUUGAAAAAGCACGAAUAUUUUGGAAAAUAUGGAAAAAUUCAUAAAGUUGUUAUAAACCCAAGUACAACUUACGCUGGAGUACAGGGUCCGUCAGCGUCGGCUUAUGUCACAUAUGUACACAAUGCAGAUGCAUUGCGAGCUAUACAAAGUGUAAACAAUAUUAUGAUAGAUGGGCGUCUAAUAAAAACCAGUCUUGGAACAACAAAAUAUUGCAGCCAUUUUAUGAAGAACCAACAAUGUCCCAAAUGCGAUUGUAUGUAUUUACAUGAGUUGGGUGACUCAGAAGCUAGUUUUACUAAGGAGGAAAUGCAUCAAGGAAAACAUCAAGAGUAUGAAAAACGACUGCAUGAUGUUUUAAUUGCCACUUCUGGGGUGAAUAAUAUAUCUGGAAUUGGAGGGACCGGUAAUGGUUCAAGUGUAGUUGGUAGCGGUACCUCAAAAGUAAACGCUUCGGGUACGAUGUCAUCAUUAUCAUCUUCGACAUCGUCUGUUGCAAAUAGUUCAACUUUAGGAAAUGCACAGCAGAAAGAAGCUUGGCCAAGUUUAUCAGUUUCUCCAAUUAAUAACAAAGAAACCUUAGGAACAACCUCUAAUAUGAACGGAAAAAGUAGAAAGGAAAAGUCACGGAACGACAAAGGCCGUCAUGAUAAAAAUAAAACUAAAAACAAAAGUCAUGUGUUCCCUAAUGCUAAUACAUCUAACAAAGAGAACUUUAUACCUGAUACCAGGGGUGAUUCCAGCUCUAUAACUAUAACAGCUCCAGCUGAGGAAUUAGUCAGUACUUCUACAAAAAUAGAAUUAGAUUCUGUUAGGAAUCGACAAAAAUCUGAACGUAACAAGGAAAAAGGAUCAAUUAAUCGUGCCUCACUUUCAAAAGAGCAUAAAGAAAUGAAAGAAGAAAUCCAAAAGACUUCGGCUGAAGUAAAUCAACAGUUGGAUCAUUAUGACGAAGGGCCGGAUUCCAGCAAAGAAGUAACUAAUCGCAAUGAAAGCAAUAUAUUCUCACUCUCAAGUCGGCCAGCGUCUAAUGUACAUCGGUCGCUUAGUUCUAGCAGUGGAAAUAGUGAUGAUCACUUGUCUGAAAGCAGUACAAGUGAACAAAGUUCACCUGGCAAUGUAAAGAAUGUGCGAUGUAAUAGUAACGCAACCCAUACAGAUAUGAUUAAUAGUAAUAUAGAAUUGGAAAAUUCUGAUAUUUUGGCAACAACGAAAACAGCAAACGUACAUAAAACGUGCGAACCAAAUACUAAAAAAAGAGAUGAAAUAACUCAAUCAGAAAUCCAAGAUGAUAUAGGAACAUUAAAUAUAGGAGGAAUUGACUUCACAAAGGAAGAUUCGGGUAUGUUAUUUUUAUUAACUAAAUUGUUUAUACUUUUGUAG
Messenger RNA from Drosophila arizonae, 1825 nucleotides. It is a transcript of the gene Cnot4, whose product is annotated as CCR4-NOT transcription complex subunit 4. The record is from RefSeq and is a predicted model, not a curated record. NCBI's taxonomy places the organism in Eukaryota, Metazoa, Arthropoda, Insecta, Diptera, Drosophilidae. Gene Ontology annotation, cellular component: CCR4-NOT complex. Gene Ontology annotation, biological process: protein ubiquitination. Gene Ontology annotation, molecular function: RNA binding; ubiquitin-protein transferase activity.